Messenger RNA from Apiotrichum porosum, 1041 nucleotides. RefSeq lists its product as uncharacterized. Bases 1 to 1041 code for a protein of 346 amino acids. The transcript has 7 exons. The record is from RefSeq and is a predicted model, not a curated record. Lineage: Eukaryota; Fungi; Basidiomycota; Tremellomycetes; Trichosporonales; Trichosporonaceae.
AUGCUCCUCCAGCUGGCCUACGUCGGCACUCUCCAUGGUACCUGCACUGUGUCUCAUCGAGAAAGGAUACAGCGACGACGACCCAGGGUGAGAACUUCUCCCCACGCUACCUGCGCAACAAUCCCUGCACUCGUCGUCCCUACCGUCGACAUGAUGGUUGGCAAAUCAGAGUUUGCAUUCCAGACACUGACCGACAUUUCGAGUAUUUGUGACUUUAUCGACCAAGCAAGGACGCCGUUGACGACAAGCACCUCCAACUCCAACUCGAGGAAGCAUGCUCCCACACUGUCACCAAUAUCCUACGCUGACAAGGCACUGUCAGAGGGCCUAAUUCGCCUCGUUCGCCAGUCUUUGGUCGACCCCAACUUUCUAGACCUGUCCUGUCGAAACCUCGCAGAACUAAAGGUCAAAUGGGCCGGCCCACAGGGCUCAAUGCUCGAAACCCGAAAACUGGCGUUCAAACACUACUCGCAGGAGAUGGCAGACGACAUGUCCAGCCCCCAGAAUGGCAAAUCAUCCACUUGGGACCGCCAGGUCGUCCUGUUUCUCGAGGACAAGGCAGCGUCAAACAACGCCCUCCUCGACAUUUACACCGGAGACUCGGGGGAAGACCAACGGAGAGACUUUUAUCACGCAAGCAGGGCCGCUUGGACAGUCCACCUCCCGUCAACACUGUCCAAACUCGAGGCCUUGAUGGCUGGGCCGUAUGCCUUGGGCGACGAUUUGAGCAUCGCCGACUGCCACAUCAUCGCAUGGCUGGCUCGCAUCGUCUCCCUUUGCGGAGGGGGCCCUGUACCUCUGGGCAUCAAUGCUCUCGAACCACAUUUGGGAGGAUACCAGCUUGGAAGCAAACUCACGCUGUAUUGGGGCCACUGGGUCCAACGAACGAGUUUUCGCAAACUUUCCACCACGUUCAGUCCGCACGACAGGGCGAGACCUCUGGCACCCUUGGACGGUCUGGCGCGCGACAACAGGACCAACACACGCGGUAAUGUACAUGCCGAUGAUAGGCCGAUCGCCCCCGCACCUCCCCUUGGUUAA